GCCCGCGGCGCACCGCUGGCAUGGUGAGCGGCCACGGCGCCUGACGCCGCGCCGAGCACCGCGCGAGCGAGAAGCCGGCUGACGCACCCGACACGGCUGUAUGAUUGCUGGAUCGUUCAGAACCUUCUGGGACCGAUCGUUGAGAGGCUGAGGCGGGCAGGCGCCUGAUGUUCGGCUCUAAUUGUCACAACUAGCCAUGCUGCACACCGGCACCGUCAAGGUCAGCAUCGGCAAGGCGUCACCGUGGCCGAUGAAGCUGACGCUCAACAUCGACACAGUCACGCUGCAGAAGGAGCUGGACGACGACGGCGAGAACGACGUCGACUCUCAGACCCGUGUUGUGCAGCUGGAGAAGGGCGCCUGCAGCGGGCUGGGCAUCAGUAUCAAGGGCGGCCGGGAGCAUCAUCUGCCAGUGCUCAUAUCACGCCUGCUCCGGGGGCAGCCGGCCGAGCAGAGCGGCCAGCUCUUCAUCGGAGACGCCAUCCUCAAAGUUGACGGCACCUCCCUACUGAAAGCCAGCCACGACGAAGCGGUGAACGUGUUGAAGAACACGGGAGCCACUGUGAGGCUAGUCAUCAAACACUAUCAAGUGGCCACGCAGUUCCUGAAGAGAAGCAACUUGAACCGGCGCACGUCGGAUUCGUCGAUCACGACGUACUUGAAGGCCGACGACGGCUGGAGAACACCAACAACGCCCGACAGCAAGUCACUCAACGGGUUCGAGCUGGACGACAACCUUAACUCGCCCAAGUGGAAAACAGUCGUGCAGAUCCCGCUGCUGAUGGCCUACAUCACACGCUACGUGCCCGGCACCGACAAGCUGCGACAGAACGCGUUCGAGGUGCGCAGCAUGGACGGCCUCAGCUCGGGUGUGAUCCACUGCGACGACCUGCUUGCACUCUCUCAGUGGACCAAACACGUGACCAACAACAUCCUGGGCCUCACCAACCUACAGAUGAAGCUGUACAACCGAGACCUGCCGGCGGCCGAGCACAUCACCUUCAUGGGCUGGGUUUGCGAGGGCUACCUGAGCCCCAGCCAGACGGGCCAGGAGUGGGCCGUCCGUUUCCUGGCGCUGCGGGGCUCCGAGCUCUACAUCUUCGACAAGCCGCCGCGUGACCAGCAGGACUGGCUCAAGUGUCCCGGCGUCCACUCGGUGUACCAGACCAUGUUCCGGGUCAUUCGCGAAUCGGAGAAUGUUGACGAGAAACAGCACUGCUUCCUUAUCCAAACCACUGCUGGUACUUCCCAUUACCUGAGCGUGGAGACGCGCCAAGAGCUCCUCAGGAUCGAGUCGGCCUGGCUGCGCUGCGUCCACCAGGCCGUCGCCCGACUCGGGAGCAAGACGUUUCGAGUCAAGUGCGACGGCCACGACUCCAGCCUGACGCUCGAUUGGACGUUGGGCUUCGCGCUGUACGACACAGAGACCAAGAUGUUCUGCUGGAAGUACAAGUUCUCCCAGCUGAAGGGCAGCUCGGACGAUGGCAAGUCACGACUGCGGCUGGAUUUCAUCUCGGCCGACGGUACCGAGCUCCACACGAGGGAGCUCGAGUGCACAGCGUUGCAGCCGCUGCUGUUCUGCAUGCACGCCUUCCUCACGGCCAAGGUGGCCGCCGUCGACCCGUCCUUCCUGCGGCACCACACGUGACCGGGUCAAGUGCACAGACGAUGCUGCUGCGGACGACAGGUGUGGCGGUCACGAGGGGCCGUCGCACCUGGUCACCGCCGGCACUGGCGCGCGCGGCGCGGCC
Pollicipes pollicipes is the source of this 1751-nucleotide messenger RNA. Its product is annotated as gamma-1-syntrophin-like. Gene Ontology annotation, cellular component: dystrophin-associated glycoprotein complex; intracellular anatomical structure. Gene Ontology annotation, molecular function: structural molecule activity; protein binding. NCBI's taxonomy places the organism in Eukaryota, Metazoa, Arthropoda, Thecostraca, Pollicipedomorpha, Pollicipedidae. The record is from RefSeq and is a predicted model, not a curated record.